UCAAUCUCAGUGGCAGCCGUGACUCUGCUCACCUCACAUCGUGGGUUGCCGCUUCCAGACACUUCCCACAUGAGCUGUGAGGAGAUGAGCCGCCGCCCGCUCCCGCCGGCGGCCGCCCCGCCGCUGGAGGACGACAACCUCCUCUCCGAGAUCCUCCUCCGCCUCUCGCCAGAUCCGUCCUCCCUCCCUCGCGCCUCCCUCAUCUCCAAGCGCUGGCUCGGAAUCGUCUCCGACCCCGGCUUCUCCCGCCGCUUCCGCCUCCACCACCGCCACAACCCACCUCUCCUCGGGUUCUUCUACCACGUCUCGGACUUCGAACCUGCAAUGGAUCCCCCCAAUCGUGUCCCGGAUUCCCACCUCUCUUCGUGCCUCGAGACCCUCGACGACGACCGCAUCUGGUACUUGAUGCCCUUGGGAUCCCGCCAUGGCCUCCUACUCACCUUCUGCGAAUUGUGGAACAAGCUCCUGGUGUGGGACACCUUCAACGUCGAGCAGCACCACCUAGCUGUUCCCCCGGGGUUCGAUUUGGAGAAGGCCUGGGCCAGCGGGGCGGUGUUUCGCGCCGCCGGAGACAACCAAUACUUCCAGGUGGUCUUGGUAAGCACAGAGACAGCUGACCAACAACAUACACGGGCAAUCGCCCGUGUUUACUCAUCGGAGACUGGCGGAUGGGGUGAUAUUGUCUCGACACCGCUUCCACCCAAGGCUUCUAGUUCUACUAUGGGCGAGGGCGAAUUUCCCACCAAGAUUACAAUGUUCUUAACUAUCAGUGUGCUAGUUGGGCAUUCCAUUUACUGGUUGCUCAUUGACAGAUCGGCAGAAAUUAACACAUUGGAUGGCAUCCUUGAGUUUGAUUUGGAGAGGCAGAUUCUAGCUGUGAUACCGGUGCCAUUGGAUAUUGCCAAUAAUAGUCUAGCCCAAUUCCAGGUUAUGCGGGCAGAGGGCGGUGGCCUUGGUAUUCUCUCUCUGUCAAAAUUCAGCGCCCAAUUAUGGAAGAUGGAGACCGAUUCUGAUGGUGUUGCUUCAUGGAUGCUGCAAAGAACUAUCAAUCUAGAUAAACUACUUUCCACGAAUUCAGAUAUUGAGAGAGGGCCGCCCCCAAUAAUACUAGGGUUUGCUGAGUACAAUAAUGUGGUAUUCCUAUGGACACAUAUUGGCGUCUUCACGAUCCAGCUUGAGUCCCUGACGUUCAAGAAAGUUUCCAAAACCCUCAUGGGUCGCUAUUUUCCAUUCGAAAGUGGCUAUGCUGCAGGAGGUAGUAGCAUAUGCCUUUACAUUGCUGGCAAGCGUAUUGGUGGUGGACAUGAUGGAGCUGAACUUUUACAUAAUACAUAAGAUGAUUCAUCAGAUGGAUAUGCUAUUGUGAUGUAUUAACUGAAUAUUAUCAAGAGGUCCAGAGAUGGGCUUGGGUUGGGCGUAGGUUCUUCAGUUUCGUGUGGCUGAGAAUGAGGUGCAGAAAUGGCUUGUUGGGGUGUUCCUGUGGUGUGCUCCCUCUUCGUAUUACCACAACGGAGAACUGUGCGGUGGACUUGUAGGAAUUUAACUGCGUAAUUUGCUAAUCCGCAUCUAUUAUGUCAUGUUGAACUUUUAUGUGGCCCUUGCUAAUGAAUGUUGAAUGUUGAACUGCAACUGCAACUGCCUGCCUGGUACUACUUUCCUUCUCUUUUGCCUUGGGAUGCCGUGACUGAAAGAUGCCUGGUUUCUGGCU
Molecule: messenger RNA, 1708 nt
Organism: Triticum aestivum (bread wheat)
Lineage: Eukaryota; Viridiplantae; Streptophyta; Magnoliopsida; Poales; Poaceae
Exons: 3
Coding region: 70-1335 (421 amino acids)
Molecular function (GO): protein binding
Source: RefSeq, a predicted model, not a curated record